This is a messenger RNA of Acanthosepion pharaonis, 4614 nucleotides long. The record is from the annotation of a GenBank genome assembly. Lineage: Eukaryota; Metazoa; Mollusca; Cephalopoda; Sepiida; Sepiidae.
AUGGACGCGAUGUCGGAGCCGAGGAGGUUGCAUUUUACCACGAUCGGUCCGAUGGGGAAGGAGAAGAAAAAGAAGUCGUCACUGCCACCCACCAUACGUUUCACAUUGGCGCUGAGAGAAUCCAACGAUAAAACAUGUCCCGAAUUUUCGUAUGCCGAUUUAAUGAAGAAUGCUUUGGGGGAUUGUAAAAAUGCAGAAAUUGGGGAUUUUGAUGUUGAAGACCAAAACGAAAAUGAAAAAUUGGUUGCUCUGGCCAGGUCCUUUGAGGAAAGAUAUGGCCCAAAACACAGCAAAACGCAAAGUAAAAGAUGCGAUGCCAUUCAAGACCUGAUUGAUUUGGGUGAUGGCUAUGAUGAAACUGAUCCUUUUGUAGAUAAUUCUGAGGCAUAUGAUGAACUGGUACCUGCCUGCCUCACCACCAAACUAGGUGGGUUUUAUAUUAACUCUGGUGUAUUGGAUUUUAGAGAUGUUUCUGAUGACUCCAGUGAUGAUUUUGUAAGUUCCCCUAUCAAGAAGAAAAAAAAAUCAAAGAGAGUUAUAUCUUCAGAUACCGAAUCAGAUGGUGAAUUGAAGAAGAAAAUUCCAAAAAUAAGAAAGUUGAAAGAUGGGAUAAAUAAAGAAAGGCGAAAAAAAUCAGCUGGAGAUAAAGAAUUCAAGAAACCCCGAAAACCUACUAAUAAGGACUUAUUAAGAAAAAAGCCUUCUUCUACAGUGAAAGAACUUCUUAAGCAGCAAACUGUCACUACUACCCCUAUUAGUCCAACUACUCCUACUCCUACUACUACCUCGGCAUCUACCUCAAAUAAUGGCCAUACAUCUGAUCCCAAUGGCAAUACCUACUCAGUUACCGCUGCUACUGCAGGUCUCCUAUCUCAAGACAAGUCAUCUAGUAGUAGUUCUGGGUACAUGGGAACAGUUCCUGUAGUAAAUGCAAUACCAAGUGGUAUACAAGAAAAUGAUGCAAUUAAAAUGGACUCUGUGUUGACAGUCAGUCGGCCGUUCAAUAAUGUCAAGGAAGAUUCUAAUAGUAGAGAUGCAGACAAGCCCCUUGAUCCAGAAAGCAUUCCAAAAUUGUGUGACGGGAUACCAGAUCCCUUGGAGAAAACGAUCAAUCAAUUAAAACAAGCUGCUGAAGAUAGUGUGGAGGGAAAGUGUAAAUUUUUUACAUCUGAAGUCAACAAAAUGCUUUUAGAGAUUGAGACAGAAUCCCGUCUCUUGAAUUGUUCUCAAAGGUCAUCAGUAUAUGCCCAUCUAGCAGCAUUUCUGCCCUGCAGCAAAGAGACCUUGCAGAAACGUGCCAAGAAAUUGAUACUAACUCAACAGGAUGACAAAUUGAAGGAACCAACCCAAAGACUAAGAGAUGCUAUUAAUGAAGAGAUGCCUGCCCAACUUGAGAAGUAUAAGAAUGAGUACCAUGGGACUUCUCUGGAAAACCCCAAUCCAACCACUGAUAAUACUGAGAUGAAAGAAGAGGGGUCUACAGAAAGUGAUGAAGAAAAAUCUACAGAGAGUGACAUAAGUGAGAAAAAAUGUGUUAUAAUAAAGAAAAAGUUUGAGUGGAAUGAUAAAAUAAGAUCGCUACUUUGUGAUAUAGUUAAAUUGAAACUGGAAUCUUAUGGCAUGUCAAAAUUAAGGGCACAGUCUGCUGAAGAAUAUUUGAAGUCAUUCCUAAAAUUGGAAGUUAAACCUCUUUGGCCUAGAGGAUGGAUGCAUGUCAGAAUCCUAUUUAAAGAAAGUAGGUCUGUCCACAAUAAAAUGACACUAUACAAAGCUAAAAAGCUUCCAUUGGUUGGUAAACCUCCAUUAGGUAUUUCUGUUGGAAGUGUAUCAAACAUUAAUACAAAAGAUCCUAGUCCCCAUUCCAACAAUAGCUCAGCCAGUGUUCGUAUAGAUUCAGCUUCUGGGCACCACAAUGCCAAGACUGAUGUAACACCAAUUUUGACAGCAUUAGCCAAUGAAAUGAUGGAUCACUCCCCAACAGCACCUGAAAAAGUAUCUGAAAAUAAAAAUUUAUGGAACUUGUUAGAAUAUCCUGACUCACAGCAGCACCAAUCACAGUCUUUUGGGGAAACCAGUACUGUGAAUUCAACUCCUCUGACCCAGAUACCAUUGUAUUUUUCACACACCUCCCCAGAAAGUAAUGUAAAGGGAGAACGACUGAGCCCAAAUGAAUCUAUCAAGGAAUUACCUGGGCCUGCACUUAGCAGUACUUCAAUGUACCACCAUAGCCACUCAUCGACUCCAAACCUGAACCCUGCUUUAGUGCUUUCUAAUCAAAGCAGUUCUCCACAAAUCAGCCCUACUAUGCCUUCUGUGAAGGCCAGUUACUCCCAGCUUAGUCCUACAGCUACUCCUACUUCUACAAAGCAGCAAUCACAAGGGAUUUCCUCAAUAAAUUUAGGGAAGACAUCAUUACAUUCCCAGGCGCAGUUUUCUAGCAACAAAACUAUGCCCAACAUAUCUGACUCUGAUCACCAGAAUCUGCCUUCCCAGACGGGGAGUAGUGUUGCAGCAGCAUUACUUGCUAAGCACUCUCCUCAUCAGGUAUCACCUACAGGAAUUCCAAUUGGUGACGCAAUGUCCCAAAACUACCACAGCUAUGGCCACAAAGAUUCUGCUUUAACUGUGAAAACUGAUCCCAAACACCAUCAGCAUAAUGGUCAGUCUACUUCUAGCAUGUCUCCAUCUGUUCCAAAAUCACAAAAUGUACCCCCACAGGUAAGCCCCACUUAUCAAAACAUUAAGCAAAAAGACUCUUCACCACCUAUGCAGAAUGUUAAAGUUAUGACAAAAGCAGUUGGUACAAAAAAGGAUGCGUCACUUCCUUCUGUAAUUCCAGAGAAACCUCAGAAUGCUGGGAACCUGUCCCCUCCUGGACAGUUUUCACCUAAAGAUGAUUGCAAAAAUACAUACCUGGCAGAGUUUCAAAGGUAUGCCGCAUCAUGUCUAAAGACUCCAUUGGGCACUCAAAAAGUCAAGAUGCAACAGCCCAUUGCUUCAACAGUGGUUACCCUGGCAACAACUCCAGUCUCAAAAGGCCUUGAUGUAAAGUCUCUGCCUCAGCAGACACGGAGUCCUUACCAGCUCACCCAUUCCUUGACAACCACUUCCCCUUCUCAGCAUCACCUUGUCAAAAUAGAUGUUCAGUCACCAGGACAACAGUCCCCACAUGGUACACAUCAAUCACAUCCCCAACAACAGCAGCAGCAUCAACAACAGCAACAGCAGCAACAUCAACAACAGCAGCAGCAGCAGCAUCAACAGCAGCAGCAGCAGCAUCAACAACAGCAGCAGCAUCAACAACAGCAACAACAACAGCAGCAUCAACAACAGCAGCAGCAACAUCAUCAACAGCAACAUCAGCAUCAACAAAAGACAUUAACUCAUGGGAUGUCACAAAAUAUACAUCAGUCUCAUCAUCCCUCAAAGCCUCACUCUUCAUCACAUCCACCCCACCAACAGCUCUCAAAAACUUGGCGGCCACAACAGCAGUCUUCCCAACACAAUCGGCAUCAACCAAUGCAGCAACAACCACCCCAGCCCCAACCCCCAAAGUCAUACUCCUCUCCACACAUGCCAGUGAAAUCAAUGUCAGCAUCUCCAAUAUCUCAGGUUGUGAACUAUCAGGCCUCUCAGCAGCAACAGUUGAAUGUACAAAAACAAAGCCAUGUCAAAGUUCAACAAGUGCCACAACAGCCUAGAACAACCAUUUCACCACAGCAGCAAGUCAAAGUUGACAGUGUUCUCAAACACCAUUCUACAACUUCCCCCACUGUUCAGACAGUGUCAUCUUUGACUGCUACUCGUCACACUCAUCACUCCCCAACUAGUGUCAUGAAUACCAGUAAUAAUGGCAAUAAAAUGGUCACUGGGGUCACUUCAUCACAAAGAGGGACAGGUAUCCACAGUCUACAUUCAGCAUCCUCUAACCUUUCUCUGCAAUCUUCAACCUCUUCCUUAAAACAGCAGCAACAACAGCAGACUCGGUCACAUUGUCUUGAGUCUACAUUGGCAGUGUCACCAUCAACUACAGCAUCCACAACUUCUGCUUCAUUGGGCUCCACAUCCUCAGGGUCUGUGUAUAAACUCCCGACAAUUACAAACAUUACCAGCUCUGUAGGGACUGCAUCCCAUCAGCAACACCUUUCUUCUUAUUCUUCUUCUACUUCUACUUCACAACCCACAUCACAUACAGCAACAGCACUGCCGCAACACCAAAGUAUGAUGAGAUCCCAAGGGCAAGCAGGACUUCUUCAGCUGCGAGCUGUGCUUCCCUCAAAGAGUAGUGGUGGUAGUGGUGGUGUUAGUUAUACAGUAAUGUCCACAUCUCAGGGAAAACCCUCUGCCCAAACAUGGAACAUCAGUGGUGGCAUUUCACAAGCUUCUGCAACUUCUUCCUCCUCUUGCAAGCGAACUUCAAGUCCUAUUUUCAGUUCUCCUUCAUAUCAGCAACAACAGCAGUUACAUGGAUCAACUCCUCGGUUGUCUACUCCACAAAAUUAUUCGGCUAGACCUCUGCUUGGACUUGCCUUGGACAAAAUGCAAUCUCCUCACUCGGGAAAUAUUCCAAGUCAACUGAAUCAGGAUAGCACCAGACACUCAAAAAGCGAGUGA